Molecule: messenger RNA, 1646 nt
Organism: Lucilia sericata (common green bottle fly)
Lineage: Eukaryota; Metazoa; Arthropoda; Insecta; Diptera; Calliphoridae
Product: E3 SUMO-protein ligase ZBED1-like
Exons: 3
Molecular function (GO): protein dimerization activity; DNA binding
Source: RefSeq, a predicted model, not a curated record
AUGUCGCAGAAGAGGAGCGAUGUCUGGUCUCAUUUUACCGAAAUAAAUUCAGAAAGUGCUAAGUGCAACAUUUGUAAAAGAGUUAUCUCCUAUAAAGGUGGAGGAUCCUCAAAUCUGCGGAAGCACUUAUAUUCGCAACAUCCAACUGUUUCACUUAAAAAAGUUAGAAAUCAUCAUGAAGAUUCUGAUGACGAAACACCAUCUACUAGCAACAAACAAAUGAAACUUGAUGAUUACAAUAUAAGAAUCCGUAUGUCCAAAGCAAUGGAAGAGAAAAUACAUAAUGCACUCUUGCAGAUGAUUACCAUUGAUCUCCGGCCCUUAUCAAUUGUUGAAAAUAUUGGAUUUCAAGAAUUUACAAAAGCUUUAAAUCCAGAUUACAAAUUGCCCAACCGAAUCACUCUUACAAAGUCUUUAUUGCCAAAAGUUUAUGAUAAGCGUUUAUUGGAAGUUAAACAUAUGUUAAGAGACAUUGAUAACAUAUGUAUAACAACCGAUGGGUGGACAUCUAUAUCAAAUGAAUCCUACAUUUCAAUUACUGCCCACUUCAUUUCUCCUGACUGGAAACAAAAAACGGUCUUUAUAAGUUGUUUUAAAACAAUGAAAGAUCAUACGGCUCAAAAUCUUAAAGAUGAAAUUUGCCAAGUAUUACAAGAAUGGGGUAUGGAUUCAAAAAUUACUUGUGUUCUAUCGGAUAAUGCUGCCAAUAUAGUAGCUGCUAUUAAAAAGACUGAUUGGACUCAUUUAUCGUGCCUGGCACACAACCUGCAUUUAGUGGUGACGGAUGCAUUAAAAAUUAGUGAAAUAAAUGAAAUUAUAGUGAAGUGUAAAGUCGCUGUGGAAUACUUUCAUCGAAGUACGAAAGCCAGUAAUAAGUUGAAAGAAAUUCAAAAUCAAAUGGGGAAAACUGAUUUAAAAAUGAUAAAUUCCACUCCAACAAGAUGGAACUCCACAUUGCACAUGCUAGAAAGAUUUGUGAAAAACCAAGAACCGUUAGAAGCUGCUGUAGCAAUUUUACAUAAUCCUACCAUACUACCUUCUUUAGAAGAGUGGUGUAUAAUUAAAAGAAUAAUAAUUAUUCUACAACCGUUUAAUGAAAUUACCAUCGAAAUGAGUGGUGAAACAUACACAACAAUUUCUAAGGUUCUGAUUAUGAUACAAAGAUUGCAGUCUUUUUUAAUAAAAACAAAAAGCGGCGAAUCAAAUGAGAAAUGUAAAAUAUUCAUAGAAAAGCUUUCCGCAAAUAUAAACAGACGUUUUCAUAUGUGUGAAACUAAUGAAAUAUAUUCAGUUUCAAGCUUUCUAGAUCCUCGAUUCAAAUUAAAAUCAUUUACUGAUGAAAAUGCUUUAAAUAUUUGUAAAUCUAAAAUUAAUAUCCUUUUGGAAGAGAUGGACACACAUGAAGAAAUUGAAUUAGACAAUUUAUUGGAGGAGGUUUUAAGUGAAAAAUCUAUUUGGGAUGACUUUGACAAAGAAUCAAAUGCAAAUAAGAAUAAUAUCAAAAAAGCAUGUGCUGAAUUGGAAAAAUAUAUAAAUGAGCCCACACUUGAAAGAAAAAAGUGCCCUUUGGAAUGGUGGAAAAUUAAUGAAAAUAAAUAUCCCUUUUUAGCUAAACUUGCUAACAAAUAUUUGGCCAUUGUGGCAAC